AUGAAGUCUACCAGCUUUUUGCUCCUCUCUCUCUUCCUCGUUCUGGUGACACAAGCAGCUGGGAGGAGACCCCGUGAAAAAUUCCAACAGUCAUCUGAAGAUGUCUCCAGUGAAAGCUUUGAGGUACAUAUGUUGGACAAAGGCCCGGGACUAAACUCUGCUGAAGAAGAAUACAGCAUAACUGAGAAAACACGGACUGGUUAUCGUUCAGAGAAGCCCAAAAGCAUGUACAGCGAGGAAAUCUAUGAGGAAACACUUCAUAAAAAAAAUAAAGACCGUGUCCAAGGGAAUUACAAGGCAAAGAGAUUUCAGGAUGAAGAAAGCGAGAGCUCAUACAGAAACAGAAAGAUAAAACCCCUUUUCACAGGAUAUGAAUAA
Molecule: messenger RNA, 378 nt
Organism: Nannospalax galili (Upper Galilee mountains blind mole rat)
Lineage: Eukaryota; Metazoa; Chordata; Mammalia; Rodentia; Spalacidae
Product: seminal vesicle secretory protein 5-like
Exons: 2
Coding region: 1-378 (125 amino acids)
Source: RefSeq, a predicted model, not a curated record